AUGGUUCAUCUUGCAUCUGUCGUUGCCAUCGGCCUGAGUGCUCUGACUGGCAUUGCGUCCGCUCACCCAGGGCACGAUGUCAGAGCCGAAGCUGCCGAGCGAGCUGCAAUCUUGCAAAGCGCCCCUGUUCACUCGCGCAGUCUUGCGCAGUGUGCCUCUCGUCUUCAGCGUCGAGGCCAUCAAAGCCGAAACGUUGCUCGUCGCCAUACUGCUGUGAAGAACAUUCGUCGCCACCUUGGGAUUCAGCGUACCGACCACUAUCUUAAAGCACGUAGCGCUGAUAAUGGCCUGGAUAUUUCGCAUCACUCCAACCUCACAGGAGUGGAUUAUUCCACCGACCCCGAGGUGCUGUUUGGCACUGAUGCAACCUGCAUUCUCGGACCUGAGGUUACUCAGGGACCUUACUAUGUCACGGGUGAACUGGUUCGUAAGAACAUCGCCGAGUCCCAGGGUGGUGUUCCUCUCUACAUGGACAUCCAGCUGAUCAACACCAACACCUGCGAACCUAUUCCGGAGAUCUACACGGACAUCUGGCACUGCAACUCGACUGGUGUCUAUUCCGGAGUCGUCGCGAAUGGAAACGGCAACUCGGGUGAUGAAACCAACCUUGACUCAACAUUCAACCGAGGUGUUCAGAAGAGUACCGAGGAUGGUGUCGUCCAGUUUCAAACAACCUUCCCAGGCCAUUACACUGGCCGUGCGACUCACAUCCAUGUUCUCACCCACCCGGCCAAUGAGACCAAGCUCCUCGCAAACGGAACAAUCUCCGGUCUGUAUACCACGCACUCGUCGCACGUUGGACAAAUCUUCUUCGACCAGGACCUCAUUUCUGCCGUUGAGGAGGUCACUCCGUACUCGACCAACACUCAGACCCUGACAACCAAUGCUGAAGACGGUAUUCUCGGCGAAGAGCUCGAUACUAUUGACCCAUUCAUGGAAUAUGUCUACCUGGGCGAUGAUGUUUCCGAUGGAAUCUUCGCUUGGAUCUCGCUUGGUCUUGACCCUACUCAGGACACGACUGUUACCCCUGCGGCCUACUAUACUGAGAAUGGUGGUGUUGAGAAUGAGAAUGCUGGUGGUGGUGGUGGUGGUUCCGGUGGCCCCGGUGGUCCUCCAAGCGGUUUCCCGACUGCCUCAGCCACU
Molecule: messenger RNA, 1143 nt
Organism: Penicillium coprophilum
Lineage: Eukaryota; Fungi; Ascomycota; Eurotiomycetes; Eurotiales; Aspergillaceae
Product: intradiol ring-cleavage dioxygenase
Exons: 5
Molecular function (GO): iron ion binding; oxidoreductase activity, acting on single donors with incorporation of molecular oxygen, incorporation of two atoms of oxygen
Source: RefSeq, a predicted model, not a curated record